Dibothriocephalus latus is the source of this 843-nucleotide messenger RNA. The record is from the annotation of a GenBank genome assembly. Lineage: Eukaryota; Metazoa; Platyhelminthes; Cestoda; Diphyllobothriidea; Diphyllobothriidae.
AUGCUUAUACUGAAAACACCUCAUGACUUCACCUUCGAUGAAGCCGUCAAGCGACUGUCAGAGACUUUCAGGGAGAAGUCCUCCUUGUUUAAUAUACGCUUUCAGUGCCUCAAUCUGAUGAAGAACAAGACGGACGAUUUUCUGACUAGCAUCGUCAACCGCGAGUAUGAAAAGUUAAAGCUGCGAGCGAUGAAAGAAGACCAGUUCAACCUCAGACAUCAGUCUUAUCUCCAAGCGCACUUGGCAGGUGAUCGGAGGGUCUCCGAUAAUAAUAUCGGAAAAAAUGCGAUGAAUGUUUCUGGAGAAUUUCUCUGGCUCACAGAUGAGCUUCAAUAUGAAGUCUCUUUUGAUGGCAUUCAAUUCAAAGGAACAUGCUACCUUACCAAGCGUCCGAACCUCGAGUUAAUUUUUGUUGACUGGAUCAAGAAACUCGGUCUUCUGGAAUUGCCACUUAAUCGUGAGAAAUUUGCCCCAGUUUUCCAAGAUGGUUUUGUCAGCUGUGACAAAAUUAAAGUCACUCUACGAAUUCAACCAAAUACAAAACCCGUCUUCAGACCUAAAAUACUAGUUCUUUAUGCUACACUUUCUGUUGUUGACCAGGAGAUUGAGCACCCUCAGCGAGACGGUAUUUUUCAGCCAGUCAAUUACUCCAUAUGGGCCACAACAAUGGUGGCUGUCAAUAAAGCCGCAAGUAAAGUCCGAAUUGAUUAUGCUUUCUGUACUGGUCUCAAUGCUGCUCUGGACACGCAUCAGUAUCCCCUGCCCGUGCCGGAAGAUCUUUUUGCUAAGCAAAAUGGUGGUACUUGUUUCGCCAUGCUGAAUCUAUUUGAUGCAUACCUUUAA